This is a messenger RNA of Ictalurus punctatus (channel catfish), 7218 nucleotides long. RefSeq names its product Rho guanine nucleotide exchange factor (GEF) 10 (gene arhgef10). Gene Ontology annotation, biological process: actin cytoskeleton organization; mitotic spindle assembly; positive regulation of stress fiber assembly. Gene Ontology annotation, molecular function: protein binding; guanyl-nucleotide exchange factor activity. The record is from RefSeq and is a predicted model, not a curated record. Bases 221 to 4258 code for a protein of 1345 amino acids. Gene Ontology annotation, cellular component: centrosome. NCBI's taxonomy places the organism in Eukaryota, Metazoa, Chordata, Actinopteri, Siluriformes, Ictaluridae. The transcript is spliced from 30 exons.
AGGGGGGAAAAAAGAGCUGCGGAAAAGUGGCAGUGGUUUUUUUUUUUUUUGGGAAAUGGGGAAAAGUGGGAAUUCCUCCAGCUGCUAAACCGCCCUCAGUGAGCGUGUUUCAGCUUCUCAGGAACUUUCUGAACGCUUUAUUCACCUGAAAGCUCUCGGAUGAUGGUGUGUGUGUGAGACCUCUGCGGAUCCAGUCGAGCGUGUGAAGAGAUAAUCCAGCAUGGAGCAGGACGACUUUCCUCCACCUCCUCCUGACGUGCUAGAUGAAGAAGAAGGUGAAAGUUUUGAAUUUGAUGAUGAAGCCCCCGAGGCCGAGCGCCCUCCCUCAUUCCCUCCUGCUCUGGAUUUCGACUCUUCAGGCUGCCCGGUUUUGGAGAAUGCCGAGGCCGAUCUCCCGCCACCACCACCGCCGCAGACCUGUUCUUCUGCUCCACACGGUCAGUUCCCUCCACCUCCUGAAGAGGGACAUGGUGCAGAUAAAGAGCUCCCGCCGCCUCCAGAGGGCGCUGAUACACAAGGGAAUCCCGGGUCCCGACGCAAAGUCAACCCGUACUCGGUGAUCGACAUUUCCCCCGACAGCCCGCCUCCUUUGUUUUCCCCAGCCAAUGGGAAUGAAGCUGAUGCCCAGGACGUACCCAGCAGCCCCAUUGUGCCCUCUGGAUACAUGGUGCCUGUGCCUUGCGGCUAUGCCUCGCCCUCCAACGUCCCAAUCAUCACCCCAGCCUACACCACGCCUGUCAUCAUCAGACACUUCUCAGUGGAUGAAGAAGUGAGCAUUGUGGGGGCGGGGCCUACUCUGACUGACAGCGUCUUCACCGUAGACCAUCCGGCGAUAAGGGAGGAAGACGCUCUGGCGAAGUGGGCUUCGGACCCUGCUAACACGGCCUGGAUGGAGAAUCCAGAUGAAGUUAUUUACGACGACGUUCCGAGAGAGAAUUCGGGAUCCACUACAGACGUGGAUGAGAUGAUCUAUGAUGAUGUGGAGCUGGGUGAAGAGGGAGGUAGCAGCUCCGUGGAGAACGGCUGGAGCUCCAGCGAGUUCGAGAGCUACGAUGAGGAGAGCGAUGGAGAAGGCGGGCACGGAGAGAACGGCGUCCUCCCCAACGCCUUCAUCCGCCGACACACACCCAGCACCAAAACACACCUCUCUCAAGAUCUGACACGCUUGAAAGAGCACUAUGAGCGAAAGGUGAAAGAUCUCAUGGUGAACGCAGUGGGCGCGGUCGAGCUGCAGCAGCUCAGACACAAACAUGAGCAGAAGAUGCAAAAGCUGGUGAGGGCGGCCAAGCACGGCACCAAAGACGGCCUGGAGAAAACCAAAGCGGCGGUCAAGAAGGGAAAGUCCUUCAUUCGAACCAAAUCUUUUGGUCACGAGAGGAAGGCAUCAUGUUUUGAGGAAGAGCCAUCCGAACUCUUCAUCGAGGUGGAAUGUUUAAACGUGGAGCCUGUGUUAGGCCCCGCCCCUGAGGGCCUCUCUCAACAGCAGGUGGUGAGGAGAUGUAUUCUGGAGUCAAUAUUAGAGAGUGAGAAGAAUUAUUUAGACUCGCUGAAGAGAAUAUUAGAGCACUACGAGAAGCCGCUGCAGGAGCUCGAGCCUCGGCUGCUGAGCGAGAGGAAGUGUAAGGCGGUGUUUUACCGUGUGAGGGAGAUCCUGCAGUGCCACGCCAUGUUCCAGAUCGCCCUGGCCAGCCGUGUGGCAGACUGGGACCAGCUCCAGACCAUCGGGGACGUCUUCGUCGCCUCCUUCUCUAAAUCCAUGGUUCUGGACGCGUACAGCGAGUACGUGAAUAACUUCAAUACGGCCAUGGCGGUGGUGAGGAAGGCAUGCACCUCCAAACCCUGCUUCCUCGACUUCCUCAAGCAACGUCAGGAGAGCAGUCGCGAUCACGUCACGCUCUACGGCCUCAUGAUGAAACCCAUCCAGAGAUUCCCACAGUUCAUUCUGCUCCUGCAGGACAUGCUGAAGAACACACCGGUGGGCCACGAUGACCGCUUGCCCCUACAGAUGGCCCUGACUGAGUUGGAGACUCUGUCUGAGAAGCUGAACGAGAGGAAGAGAGACGCAGAUCAGCGCUGUGAGAUCCGACACAUCGCCAAGGCCAUGAACGAGCGCUACCUCAACAAGCUCCUGAGUGUGGGUAGCAGGUAUCUGAUCCGCUCGGACGACGUGGUGGAGACCGUGUACAACGAGCGAGGAGAGAUCGUCAAGACCAAAGAGAGACGACUUUUCCUGCUUAAUGACGUGCUCAUGUGCGCCACGCCCAACCUGCGCUCUCCUCAGGAUGGUGGAGGUGCCGUCGUUCCUUCAGGCCAGCGUUUCCUGCUCAAGUGGAGCGUCCCUCUCAGCCUGGUGGAGCCGGUGGAGUUCGGCUCCUCGGAGGAGAUGGGAGACUCCGUCCCUUUCCCCGCCCUUCACUCCGGAGAGAAGGUGGUCGUCAACGCCAAGCCAAAUAAGUUGUACGUGGGUCCGGGUCAGCUUUAUCAGGACCUGCAGAACCUGAUCCACGACCUCGGCCUCGUCAAUCAAAUCUCCACCAUGAUCAGCAGCCUCAAGGGCAACUACCAGAACGUAAAUGGGACAGUAGCUCAGGACUGGAUCUCUGGUCUUCAGCGUCUUAUCCUUAAGAAAGAGGAGGAGAUUAGAGCUGCUGAUCGCUGCCGCAUACAACUGCAGUUACCUGGAAAACAAGACAAGUCGGGCCGACCCACGUCCUUCACGGCCGUCUUUAACACCCUGAGCCCGUCUAUCAAGCAGGCCUGGAUCAGCAACCUGCAGAUGGCCAAGCUGGCUCUAGAGGAGCAUAACGUACAGGGCUGGUUCAUCGCUGAUGAUGAUGGGAAUCAGAUUAAGAAGCAGAAACAUCCACUCUUGCUGAAGCACAUGCCUGUGGUCAUGUCCAGACUGCAGGAGUUUAAGGUGGAGUGUGCGGUCCAUAACCCAGAGCCCCACGUUAACAGCGAGAGCACGGCGGACGUACCGGCAGUGGGACACGGCUGUGUUUGGGUGGCCAGCUGCACCAAUCAGAUGGCUCAGAUCGCCGUAGUGGCCAUGCAGAACUCCAGCCCGAAGGUGACCGAAUGUUUCAACGUGGAGUCGCGGAUCCUCUGCAUGACCUAUGUACCUGUGGAUGAGCCCCCGGAGGACAGAGAAGGAAACCCCGAGCCUCGGUGCUGCAACACACCCAACGUGUGUGUGGGGACAGAGGAGGGAAGCAUCUCCGUCUAUAAGAGCAGUCAGCGAUCCAAGAAGGUCCGACUGCAGCACUUCUUCACUCCGGAUAAAGCCGCCGUGACGUGUUUAGCGUACAAGAGUCCGUUUCUCUAUGCCGGCCUGGUCAGCGGCUCCCUCGCCGUCUACUCACGAACACCAGACGGUUCAUGGGAUUUCUCCAGCGUGCGGUUACUGAAGCUCGGCGUGCUGCCGGUGAAGGCCCUGCUGGCCGUCGGAGAGUGUGUGUGGGCCUCAUCUGGCGGACACGUCUUCGUCAUCGAUGCUCGCACGCACACUAUGGAGCACCAGUUGGAGGCGCAUCAGGAGGAGGGGAUGGUCGUGUCCCAAAUGGUGGUAGCAGGAGUGGGCAUCUGGAUUGCCUUCAGCUCAGGUUCCACACUCCGCCUGUUCCACACUGAGACACUGGAGCACCUGCAGGACAUCAACAUCUCUACACCUGUCCACAACAUCCUCUCGGGUCAUCAGAGGGUCUCUGUGAGCAGUCUGCUAGUGUGUCACGGUUUGCUACUCGUGGGGACGAAUCUUGGGGUGACGGUAGCUCUGAGUGUCCCCCGACUACAGGGCAUCCCCAAGGUCACAGGACGAGGCAUGGUGUCCUUCCACGCUCAUCACAGCCCUGUGAAGUUCCUCAUCAUGGCGUCGCCCGUACGGAACGCUGUUCCCACCAUCACUGACCCGCCUAGUCAGCGUGCUCCUCCUUCAGAAGAGGACGAAACUCCCAGAUGUACUGCUUCCUUUCUCGCCGAGGGAGACGGCGUCCACCCCGUCCCGAUACGCCAGGACUCGCUCUCGUCCUCCCGCAGCUCCCUGGAGCACGGUCCAGAGGACGGCGCCAUCUACGACCUCCUCAGUGAUCCGGCGCACUCGCAGAACACUAAGCGGGUGCAGCGGGCAAACGUGAGCUCAGUGCUGGUGCUGUCCGGCGGCUCGGGUCACCGAAAAAUCAACAGGAAGAGUAAAGCGGCACGACACGAAGAAAACAUGCCCACGGUCAUGGUGUGGCAGAUCCCCGUGCCUGACGUGUGAUACAGGAUGAUGAUGGCCAUGUUGAUGAUGAUGAUGAUGAUGAUGAUGAUGAUGAUGACAUUUCAUGGGCUGAUGCAAUCAGUGUCCUUCCCUGUGCGUGCCUGAGGCAUUUCCCACCUCCAUACAUGUGUACAGGAUCUACAGACACACCACGGUGUUCCAGUAACUCUGAAAGAAAGAGAAAUGGAAAUACGAGCUGGACGAUCUAAAUCACUGCUCAUUCCAGCAGGAAGUGUGCAGUGUUACUAGUUCGGGUGUGGGAUCUGCAAUAAUGGACUUUUAAUGGACGACUUACUUGAAAUGGCUGUUCAUGGGAAUUUAAGUCACUGCAAUGCCACUGAACUUUCAGUCCUUUUGUUUUGUUUUUUUUGUGAACCCUGUGUUAAUUGAAGUAACACUGCUAAUGCAAAGAUUUAUUUUCCUCUUCAGCUGCUGUGUUUAAAAUUCUUAAUGCCACUUAAUGUCUAUAUAUACGUAUAUACGCCCUGAAAUCUUUUAUUUAGCCCUGCCCCCCAAAAAAAGCCCCAAAGAAAUCUUACAUUUGUUAUAAACGUUCAAACUCAACAUGUUUAAUUAUCUUUCAUGUGUAAAGCGAAGUUAAUUGACGACUAAGACGGUAUGAUGGUACACCGUGUAAGGAAGACUUAAGGACGUUUUGCUGUCAUUGUCAUUCCUGUAUAAUGACACAACCAAACAUUUAUAGUGCACACCUUGAAAUGUACCAAAAACUAUUUAAAAAAAAAACAACUAAAGUUGAAUUCUUACCAAAAAAAAAAGGGGUAAAAUUAUGUUUCUUCAUUGUUUUGAUAAACUACUGAAGGUUAAGAGUGAUCCUCUUAACAACCCCAUUAUUAAAUUAUUACAAAGCAAUGCCAAAAAAAAAUGAGAUCUUACAUCGCAUGGGUAUCAUAGCACCAACAGCUGACUGAUAUUUUUAGGGGAAAAUGCUUGUAUGGAAUUUCUGGCUGGCCGGAUUUCCUACUCCAUAAUAAACAUGGACAGUUUUAUUCGACACUAGUUGGAUGUUUUCAUAUAACUAAAUUAAUUCAGCCACAUAUGGGUAUUUAAAAUGUCGGGGGAGAAAAGAAAGCUUUAUAAUAAGAAAUCAGUAUCUAUUUCUAUUGUUGUUGUUUUUUUAACAAGUCUUAAUAACUACGCCACAUUUUUCUAACAUGUGAUAAUCCUGAGUUUCUUACCUAAAAAUUGUAACACACUUUGUUUUUAGAUUUUUAUUUGUUGCACUCUGUAGUGAUUUGCCAUAAUGCACAUGGAUGACUCGUCUAAAAUGGAAAACGCACGCCUGUUAUCUUGCGUUCACACUAGCAGGCGACGUGUUGCUUAAUUGACGUGGCCUAUAAAGCUUUUUUUAUUAUUAUUUAUUUGGUUUUUUUUUUAGUUCUGAUGAGAAACUUAUAAAGCUAUCUAAUUAAACACAAAUUAAAUAACAUGCUAAUGGGUGUGAAAAUCGGUUGAUUUGCAUGCUACGUAGUCAGAUUCGUGCUAGCUUCAUUCUCAGCUUAGAUCCGCAAAGCGAUCUAACUGUACUAGCUAUGCACACUCGCCAAAGGCACCAACGAUUUUUGCAAAUUCCUUCUUAUUUUAUUUUUCUUUGUUAUGUCUCUAUACACGUGUAAUAUCGCCCACCAUUAGAUGGUGGGCGAUAUGACAAUAAUAAUAAUAUUAUCAUGAUUCUCAACGAUACGAUACACAAUAUUUGGUCAGAAACAGCCAACAGUACAGUAGUAUCGCGUUUAAAAAUAAAAAAAUGUUUGAUCAGUUAUAUAAUGCCUACAAAAAUCCAUUCAUUUGACUGUUUUAUGUUUAAACACAAUAUAAUUUUCAUUUAUGAAAGAUUCAACACUGAAAAGGAGGGAAACAAUCUGUAACAAUUUACAAAUUUAAAGAUCGAGUACAAAAGUUCAGCAUCGAAUCGAAUGCUUCCAAUUUGCAAUGAAAUAUAUUUUAAAUAAAAUGAAAAAUUUUAGUUUAGUAUCAGUAUUGUAUUGUCAUAUCGCUCAGCCCUAGACAUUGUAUAUGACGGGAUAAGAUGGAACCAACAUUGUAAGUUUUGUUUGUUUUUGUUUGUUUGUUUUAUUCCAUUUUUGUGCACCAAAAAGUAAAUUGGAACUAAUUGCAGGCAGAAUUUAAAUUGUGAGUGGGGGAAUUGAGUGUUUUGGAUUGGGCACUUGUACAAAAUCCAGCCUCCUUCCUAAUUUGCAAAGAAUUGAGAAGAGCUCGAUUCAAACGUGGCUGAAAUCCAGCUCGGGGUCACAAACAUACGUAGAAAACUAAAAGCCUCUUUGUCGCUUGCUAGUGUGAACAUAGAGUUUUUUAAAGUGGUUAAAUGAAGUGCUUUUCGUGAUUCCAACACACUUGAAGAGAAUUAAGACCUAAAACGUGGAUGAAUAAAGGGUCAAAGGGUUCUAUUAAACCAAAAAGAGAGGCAAAUGUGAACUUUCUAUCAGUAAUAUGUUUUGGUUUCCAUAUUCUCCGUGUCAGUCUGGUCUUGUGAUGUGUAACGGCACGCUUUUUUGUCUGUGUGUUUUUUUUUUUUUCCAAGAAUUUCCCUCACACACUAAUCUCUAUUUAGGUUCAUUAUAGGAUUAGCUCAGAUUUACUGACACCAGUGACAUGAAAAGCACAUUAAACUUCUGUUCAGAUUCAUUCAGAGACCCUGUAUUUUUAUUUUUAUUUUUUCUUCAACUGUCUGGAGCAAGUUUGCAUUUCGCAUAACGUAUUUGAAUGAGCUGUUGCCUGGAGCGCAUGAAGUAAUGAUGAUGAUGAUGAUGAUGAUAAAUUACAGCUACUACUCGCAGGACUUGCCGCCUUCUCCUCUGCGAGUGAACGUCUAUGAGACGAAAGCUUGUCGUUUAUGCUGCCAAAAUAAGACUUGUACCAUUAUGUGUUAAAAAGAUGUAUUAUGAUGCAUUAACAAGUAAAGGUCUGCAUUUUGCCUUUAA